ACUGCCUCGCACGCUAUGGCAAAUGCAGGAAAACAAAUGAUGUAUAUUUUAAAUGUGCCCGAAGAGGAGGCCAAAUGCACCGAAUCCCAGUUGGAUAUAUUACUGAAAAUCCACGAUGGCCAAUAUCGCCUCGUGAAGAAGAACAAACGCAGCUCCGUGUGGAAUGUGUACCGUGAAAUUGCACGACCCGAUGGCACCAAGCUCAAGUGGAGAUAUUACUGCCUGGGCUGUAAGCGGGUAAUGCAAUCCACUGGAGGUACCACGUCCAAUCUGCGCAUCCACAAGUGCCAUGUACGCUACCUGAAGCAGCACGGCAAGGACGAUGAGUUGCCCAAAUACCAACGGAUAGCCAGUCGCCACACAAUGCAACGAAUGCCAGCAACAAAUACAGCGAACAGAAGACAAACUCAAACCUACGACGAGGAUAGCGAUGAACCAGAGGCGGAAGCGGCAGAAGAGGAGGAAGACUAUGAGGAGAGUGAGUUGAGUGGCCGAGCCGGCCAAACGGCAUAUGUGUCAAUUCAGCAGUUGGAGCAUAUGGAUGCAUCAGCGGAAAUCUCAUUCAAUGCAGCUCCCAAUGAGCCGAGGCCACUUUUAAAGCUCUUCUCCGAGGACGAAUCGUGGUCACCCGAAACAAUCGAGGAGCAACAGACGCUAACUCAGCAACAGCCACAUUCGCAUCAGCAACAACAGUCACAUCAGCAGCAGGCGGCUAUUGUGGAAAUCGAUCCUGCGACGGAGGAUAGCUCGCAGGACUUUAGCAAGGAGACAAUUCACCCCAAUCCCACGCACACCAUGCAAAUCGAUGCAAGCGCCUUGUCGGAGGCGGAGAGCUAUGCACGCGCGUGGGCCCACACAUUUCUCAAGCUGAGCGAGGAUCAGAAAUUCUAUGCAAAGCGUUCGAUUGAUGAGCUCCUCGUUUUGGGCCGUUUGGAGCGAUUGAAUAUCUCAACAGUUACAUCACUGACGACCAAUUUAUAGAAAGUCGCCAGCGAUUGAUAUUAAUUUUAAUAAUUUAUAUAUCACAUAAUCAGCCCCACAAUUAAAAAUGUAAUGUAUUAAAGUUUGAUCUAAGCUCGCUUUUCAACACUGAAUUAGACAUUAAAAAAAAACCUAACCUUAGUCGAAAAACAACUGAUAAAAUCCAAGUGUUUCGUUAUCGUCAAAACAUAGUUUCUUAUCAGCAUUUCUGUCAAUAUUUGUUUAAGAAAUCUGUAAUUGGAAAAAACAUUCGCUAAUAAAUUAAAAGUAAGCAAUGCUCAAAAUAUCAGAAAGGUUUCUUAUUUGUCUGAAAAAUGUAGACUGUUAUAUGAAAUGUAUAUGUAUAAUAAACUGCAUUUUUUUGUA
Molecule: messenger RNA, 1347 nt
Organism: Drosophila grimshawi
Lineage: Eukaryota; Metazoa; Arthropoda; Insecta; Diptera; Drosophilidae
Exons: 1
Coding region: 16-981 (321 amino acids)
Molecular function (GO): DNA binding
Source: RefSeq, a predicted model, not a curated record